UGGUGACGAGUGUUUGUUAUGUUAAGUAUUUUUUUAAAUUUUUGUGUUCGGUUUUGGAUAAAAGAUAAUAAUUAUUAUAAAGAACAUUUAAACAAUCAAUAUUCUGAUAAAAUACAACUGCUUGAAAGUAAUAGUUUCUUCACGGGAAAAGUUUUUCAAGGUAAAAUUAAUAAUAAAUUGUAUGAACUAAGUAACUUUAAAAAAAUUACGUCAAAUUGUAAAGAAUUUCUAAAAUAUGGAGAAGAACAAUUUAGAUACAAGUAUCUUUAGUGAAUCAAAAUGUAACAUUUUGAACCAGUUAUUACAUGCAUGCGCUGAUGAAAUAUGCGGUUAUCCUGGACCUAAUUAUGAACAUUUUAACAAAAGUAUGGAAUGGAAUCAAGAGGAAUACAAUAAUUCGUAUCACAUAAUUACCUCACUUUUACAAAAUCCUACUUGUCUAUAUUUGGAUGAAGAGAGGAUGCCAUUGGAAUAUCAUGCACUACCUGAACAAGUGCAACAAAGAAUUCUUAAAUGUUUAAAAGUCCGAAGGGAACAAUUAACUGACGCUUUAUUAAAGAAAACUUCUAGAAACACUUUACCUACAUUCCGUGACUUUGAUUGGAGAUUAAAGUUAAUUAUGGGAUCCAGUAAAAUGGCCUCGCUUCGAGAACCGCUUUUGCAAUUAGAUUUAAUAGUUGAAGAAAAAGACAAUGAAAGAUUGUUGAGUAUAGAAUUGAAUAAGGACGAAUUAGAUAUAAUGAUACAUGCUCUAGAAUCUGAAGUUAAAAGGCAUUGAAAUUUAAAAAUAUUUCUAAUUCAUAAUCUAUUUUUUACGUAAAUUAAUUUAAGACUGCAAUUUGUAAUAUAAAUUUACUUGUAUAUACAAUAAAAAGUACUCAAUUUUAA
This is a messenger RNA of Leptopilina heterotoma, 888 nucleotides long. RefSeq names its product COMM domain-containing protein 8-like. The coding region runs from base 236 to 778 and encodes 180 amino acids. Lineage: Eukaryota; Metazoa; Arthropoda; Insecta; Hymenoptera; Figitidae. The record is from RefSeq and is a predicted model, not a curated record. The transcript is spliced from 6 exons.